Balaenoptera acutorostrata (minke whale) is the source of this 4147-nucleotide messenger RNA. RefSeq names its product transducin beta like 1 X-linked (gene TBL1X). NCBI's taxonomy places the organism in Eukaryota, Metazoa, Chordata, Mammalia, Artiodactyla, Balaenopteridae. The record is from RefSeq and is a predicted model, not a curated record. Gene Ontology annotation, cellular component: histone deacetylase complex. The transcript is spliced from 19 exons. Gene Ontology annotation, molecular function: transcription corepressor activity; protein binding. The coding region runs from base 823 to 2508 and encodes 561 amino acids. Gene Ontology annotation, biological process: regulation of transcription by RNA polymerase II.
CGGCCCGGCGGCGGAGGCGGCCUCCCUGGCAGUCCUCCCGGCCGGGGUCGGCGCGCUGGCGGCCGCUCCCCCCGGAGGUCACUGCCCGUGCCGGUCCCUCCCGCCGUCCCGCCCUCUGCCGCCGCCACCGCUCCCGCCCCAGCCCCCCCCCACCCCCCCGCACUCUCUGCGCUCGGGAGCGAGGUGCCGCCAGCGCCCCCGCCCCGCCGCCGCCGCCGCCGCCGCAGCGCCCUCGGCCGCCAUUCGGCAUCCGAAACUUUCCAGCGCCCGCGCCUCUCGGGGACUCGGCUGCGGCGGGGCGGGGGCGGCCCGGGGGCGGCGCGCGGCUGCUCCGGGCGCCGGGCCCUCCUCGGCCGCGGCACGGCCCGGGCUCGGCGACGGCCGGCCGGAGGAAGGUUCGGGGCGGCGGCGCCGCCGCAAGUUGCGCUGCUCGCGGCGAGGUAACUGAAGACAGAAAACAGGCCUAAAAAUAAACCCUAGAAGGAAGAAGGGAUUUGCCUGCAUUUGGCUCUGACCACAGCACGUGGGAGUAAACUUACGCUGAUGUGGUUCAGCCACGUGAGAGUGAGGAAGACGCAAACCUAAAACCCUUUAGCCGUCGUGUCCGAGAGACCCAGCCUGCGUGACCUUCCAGCCCCCGUCUUUGGAGGACUGACGGAAGGGCACCCACACGCAGGUCCCAGCAGACACUUGGCGUUUUAUAUGAUUGGAUGCUGGAGAGCCCACUGGUUCAAAGGUCCACACAUGAAGUCAGCCUAAAGCUUUCCCACAGAAGGCGGCCCCCGCUUCGUGAAGACCUCAUCGCCGCGAGGUGGGGCUAAGAUGAGCAUAACCAGUGACGAGGUGAACUUUCUGGUGUAUCGGUACCUCCAGGAGUCAGGUUUUUCCCACUCGGCGUUCACAUUCGGUAUCGAGAGCCACAUAAGCCAGUCCAACAUCAAUGGGACUCUAGUGCCGCCGGCUGCCCUCAUCUCCAUCCUGCAGAAGGGCCUGCAGUAUGUGGAGGCCGAGAUCAGCAUCAACGAGGACGGCACGGUGUUUGACGGCCGCCCCAUAGAGUCGCUGUCCCUGAUCGACGCGGUGAUGCCCGACGUGGUGCAGACGCGGCAGCAGGCCUUCCGAGAGAAGCUGGCGCAGCAGCAGGCCAGCGUGGCGGCCACGGCGGCAGCGGCGGCGGCCCCGGCGGCGGCGGCGGCCCCGGCGGCCGUUUCCCAGCAGAAUCCACCAAAGAACGGCGAGGCCACGGUGAACGGGGAGGAGAACGGAGCACACGCAAUAAAUAAUCAUUCGAAACCAAUGGAAAUAGACGGAGACGUGGAGAUUCCACCCAACAAAGCCACAGUCCUUCGGGGCCAUGAGUCUGAGGUGUUCAUCUGUGCCUGGAACCCUGUCAGUGAUCUCCUGGCUUCCGGAUCUGGAGAUUCGACCGCGAGGAUAUGGAACCUCAAUGAAAACAGCAACGGGGGCUCCACGCAGCUCGUGCUGAGGCACUGUAUACGGGAGGGGGGGCAUGACGUCCCCAGUAACAAAGACGUGACCUCGCUGGACUGGAACAGUGACGGCACACUGUUGGCUACAGGUUCCUAUGAUGGUUUUGCGAGAAUAUGGACAGAAGACGGUAACCUGGCCAGCACCUUAGGCCAACAUAAAGGCCCCAUCUUUGCCUUGAAAUGGAACAAGAAGGGGAAUUACAUUUUGAGUGCUGGAGUAGACAAAACAACAAUAAUUUGGGAUGCCCACACAGGAGAGGCCAAACAGCAGUUUCCGUUUCAUUCCGCCCCUGCCCUCGACGUGGAUUGGCAGAACAACACUGCCUUCGCCUCCUGUAGCACAGACAUGUGCAUCCACGUCUGCAGACUCGGCUCUGACCGCCCGGUCAAGACGUUCCAGGGGCACACGAAUGAGGUCAACGCCAUCAAAUGGGAUCCUUCUGGGAUGUUGCUAGCAUCCUGCUCUGAUGACAUGACGUUAAAGAUCUGGAGUAUGAAGCAGGAUACGUGUGUCCAUGACCUUCAAGCUCACAGCAAAGAGAUAUAUACCAUAAAGUGGAGUCCCACCGGGCCAGCCACCAGCAACCCAAACUCCAGCAUCAUGCUAGCAAGCACCCAAAAAAAGAAGGAGAAGAUCUGUUUUACGACCGUGGCUUUGUUUUCAGUAUAUCUGGUUCACGUUUUAGAAGAGGAAGAGUGUACCCGCUUGUUGUCUCUCGAAACUGCUUCGUUCGAUUCUACAGUUCGACUGUGGGACGUGGAGCGGGGCUUUUGCAUCCACACGCUCACCAAACACCAGGAGCCGGUCUACAGUGUAGCUUUCAGCCCCGACGGGAAGCACUUGGCCAGCGGCUCCUUUGACAAGUGUGUGCACAUCUGGAACACGCAGAGCGGAAGUCUCGUCCACAGCUACCGAGGCACCGGCGGCAUCUUCGAGGUGUGCUGGAACGCCCGAGGGGACAAAGUGGGCGCCAGCGCAUCGGACGGCUCCGUGUGUGUCUUAGAUCUGCGAAAGUAAACAUGAAAUAUUUUAGAAACAAGAAGAGAAUUCUAACGGACCAGCAGUGAAUGUGUGGGGUUGUAGCACUAUUCAAACACAAUUCUGUCAGCUCCAAAACUGUACGAACUUGACCUUAGAGUGUACUUUGAAAUCAACUCAUCCCUGGCCACAGGAGUCUCUAUUUUUUGGUAAUCUUUAUCAAGAAGUUUAAAACAAAAACAUACACACAGUCAUAUCAAAGGGGGGAAAGAAUGGUCUCCACCUGGAGCAUUCAGCCUGGGAAGCACGAAGCCACCAGCUAGACGGUGCAUGGUUUGGUUUCCAUCCAGAACAGGCUCUGAUGGCUGAGAGGAAAAGAAAAAAACAACAACAACAAAAAAAACUGUGCCAAAAAGAAAAAGAAAAAAAAUGCUGUGAUAAACCAAAAGGGGGGUGGGGAACUCCUCACGUGGUGGGUUUUUUUUUUUUCCUAAAAAUUUGGACACUACAGUUACUCUCACAAGGAUGUUCAAAGACCAGUUUGUACGGAUGAAAUGGGCAACUUUGUAAUCCCAACACUUUCUAUUUUCUAGACUCUUUGUCCCGUGGUUUUUCUAUGGGCUGGAAUCCUGUCGUCUGGGGGCCUCGGGUCUGAGGUUGGAAACUGUUUUGGGUGUGUUGCUUCUUUGCUGGUGUCGCCUGCCCCCUCCACCUCUCCUUCCUUCGUGGUCUUGGUUGGCAUCACCCCCUCACAGAGUCUCUGACAGGCGGGGCUUUCUCGCCCUGCCCUCCCUCCCUCCCUCCCUCCCCCCCUCCCCCUCGCGCACUCUCUCCGCCCCUUCCUCAUAGUCGCUUCCCAUCUUAGGUCUCAAGGGCACUUUUGGCGCAUACUAAGUGCUUUAUGUAAGAAGGCAGGGCAGGGGGACUUUUUACAGGAGAAAAAAAAAAAAGUGACUUAGAAAGAGCCCAGAGUAUUUUUGGAGAAAAAAAAAAUAUUUUUAUGUUAAAACAAUUUUAAAAUCCUAAAAUGGCCAUCAGACAUAGAGAGCUUUGUGUGAUUCAUAUUUUAAAAAAAAUAAAGUUUAGGAAGACACAGGCAGGGUCUGAGGUAGCUUUUUCUCUUUCAGCUUCACGAGAGGCAGUGAGGACUCUGGGUGGGAAGGGGCCAGCCCUGGGGUCGGCGUUGGGACUGUUCUACGGCCAGAGAGGAAAAUCCGGGCCCUUCCAGCUCGAAGACGACCUUGGCAUUUUUCAGGGUGUGUUGACCGUAUAGUAGCCGGCAGGAGAGACCUGGAGAAGCGUGCCUUCGGACCCAAGAAGCGUUCCCAGGACCAGCGGCAUUGAAGGGGCCGUCACAGCCGUCCACUCAGCAGGAGGCCGCCUGGCAUCAUUCAGGCUGUGGGGCCACCUGUGGGCCCCCCACCAAGAGCACCUCGGCCGGUCCUUGCACAGCUGACGGGAGAGGCUCCAGGAUCUCACUGGGUCUAAUAACGACAAAAACGAACAGGGAGAGAGGUUUUCGGUCCUGAAGGUGAAUUACGUAGGUAGACUGUCACUAAUAAUUUCUGUCCUCUUCAUAGUUUCUUCCUCUUGCAACAGAGGAGGAGAAAGGUUUUCUUUUUGUAAUAAUGAAUCUUUUUACUGUUUUUAAAAAAUUAAACAUGGCUUUGUGUUCCUA